UGUCAGUGGAUGAGAGCCGGGGCCAGAGAUCAUGGUCCUAGUUUUCUCUCUGACUUAUAAGAUGUAUUUUAUUUUAUUGUGUGAAGGGGGCUGUGAGGAAACUGGGAGUGUACGGAGAGCUAAGCUGCCAGCCGGAAGGAGUUUGAAGACACAAACACACAUUGAGUCAGUCCUGAGGUGAGGAGCAUAAGAACAGGAUUACAAACAAACACAUCAAGAAAGAGUUGUCCCCAACAGUACAUCAACUGCAGUCCUCAAUAGACUUGCUACAGAAAAGAACGCCCCACCCCAUCCCAGGCCAUGUCACGCUCAGCUCCCACAGAGGCCACACCCUCACUCUUGAGCCAUGCCCAGAAAGCCCACAGCACAGAAACCCCACGUGCCCUCUGAGCCUGUGCACCUGCUGCGACUGGGUCACAUCUCCACAGAGCCCUUUCCCAAACCCUCCUCCAAAACCCAUAGCGAGUGGGUGGCACAUCAUCGAGAACUUCCAGAACUACAGGUUUGUCAACAUGGAGUCUCAAUCCACUCCAAAAUCUGACAUAAGCGGUCAGCCUCAGGUCACGGGGUCAACAGCGCAGAAUUCUGGGGAGUUAUGCUCCAUGGAUGGGCUUGGAUUUAAAUCCUCUAAUAUCUCAGAACUUUUGGCUUUAUCCAGCUUAAACUCCUUACAAGUAGACUGCGUGAAUGACGUAGGAAUUACAGACGAUCUUCAAAAAGAGCAUACAAAUCAUAGCAACAGUGUUUUGGAGAAUAAUCAAUGUGAUUUAAAUGAUAACCACAACGAUGAGAGCAGUAACCAUAGAGACACGGAGCCCGAGGGGCAUCUACUCGAGGGCCCCUGUGAGCCUCAGGAUCAUGAAGGGACAGAACCGAAUGGAAAGAUCCCCAAUCGUGACAGCGGCAUCAAUAGUCCCUCUUGCGGGACAGAGGGGGAGGCGCUCCCAAACGAGGACCCUAUUGAGGAGGAGGACCGGAAUGAUAGCAUUGCCACGGAAACUGAGAGUGUGUCAUGUGCCACCACUAGCAACAAACGGGACUCAACACAGGAUGAAGACAGUGAUUUGGAUGAAGGGAGCGGUGAAUAUCCAGAGAGCCUGGAACUCAAAGGUUUGCAGUGUGACUCUCAGAAGUUGUUGAAUAUCGCUAAAGAGUUGCUUCAAACAGAAGAAGCUUAUGUCAAACGACUCAAUCUGCUGGACCAGGUGUUUUGUGCUCGUCUGACAGAGGCAGGGAUCCCUGCUGAUGUCAUCACAGGAAUCUUCUCCAACAUUUCCUGCAUUCACCGCUUUCACCAUCAGUUCCUUCUGCCUGAACUACACACACGCAUCACACAGGAAUGGAGCUAUAAUCCUCGCAUUGGGGACAUCCUGCAGAAAUUAGCCCCAUUUCUGAAGAUGUACGGCGAGUAUGUGAAGAACUUUGACCGGGCUAUGGAGCUGGUGAACACAUGGAUGCAGCGCUCCACUCACUUCAAAAGUGUCGUACAAAACAUCCAGAAGCAGGAUGUGUGUGGUAACUUGACGUUGCAGCAUCAUAUGUUGGAGCCAGUGCAGCGUAUUCCCCGUUAUGAGCUCCUCCUGAAAGAUUACUUGAAGAAACUGCAGGACAGCGCUCCGGACCGGAAAGAUGCUCAGAAUGCUCUGGAGUUGAUCUCCACUGCUGCAAACCACUCCAACGCUGCCAUCAGGAAAAUGGAGAAGAUGCACAAGUUGUUGGAGGUGUAUGAGAGGUUAGGUGGAGAGGAGGACAUUGUUAAUCCAGCUAAUGAACUCAUUAAGGAAGGACACAUCAAGAAAAUGUCUGCGAAGAACGGCACUGCUCAGGAACGAUACCUCUAUGUGUUCAAUAAUAUGGUGCUGUAUUGUGUGCCCAAGCUGAGGCUGAUGGGACAGAAAUUUAGCGUCAGAGAGCGAAUCGACAUCGCGGGGAUGGAGGUUCAGGAGAACCUCAAGCAGAACGCCCCUCACACUUUCACUAUCGUCGGCAAACAGCGAUCUCUGGAGCUCCAGGCCAGAACGGCUGAGGAGAAAGAAAACUGGAUUGAAGUGAUUUUGGCCACUAUUGACAAGCACAAGCAGAAUAGUGAGACGUUUAAAACGUUCAACAGCUCCAUCUGUCGUGAUGAAGAACACACGUCUGACACACCAAGUCCAGCGAUCAACACAAACACAUGCGAGACAGACGGAGCCCAGCAUGAGCGAAAGAGUUCAAAGAAGAGAGAGAAGGAGAGAGAAACAUGUAAAGGCUGCAACGAGACCUUCCAUUUCACCAAACGCAAACACCACUGCAAGAACUGCAGCGCAGCCAUUUGUGGGAAGUGUUCAAAGCUGUCAGAGAGCAAGAACUGGCGAAUGUGUAAAGAGUGUUUUGAAGUCCUGCAGGCAGCUGAAGGGACAGCAGGAGGCGGCACUGAGUCCAAGAAAAGAAUUGAGAAGCAGCAGUCAGUUGCACAGUCGUCUCCACGUGCAGGUAAAGUUGAAGAGUUGGCGCAGGAGCUGGGCGACCUUCACUAAAGCAGAACCUCUGGUGCUUUACCUUCAAACCCACACACAGGACACUCAAGGCUGUGACAUCACAUCAGUGACAUCAUCAGAGAAAGCGGUCAAACAUGAGUUCAGACUGAUUUGUGACCUUUGACCUUUCCUGUCACUAUAAAAGGAGGAGCCACCAAGAUUUCUGUCAGCAUAAGUGUGCACCGCAGCAGCCAAUAAGAUGCUUUCUCUCGCCUCAGGCCACACCCCUUUUUAAAGAACUCCUGUUACUUGAAAUCACUUUAUCCUUGGCACUUUGGUUCUUACUUUUAAUAUUUGCCUUCCGUCACAUUCUCUUUAUCACACAGGAGAAGAACUGUUUCUCAAUGCACUGUUCCACAGAAGAGCGAGCUGGAUGAAGUUUUUGGUGAAUGUUUCUGGAAUGUAAUAUGAUGAAUGUUAGAUUAUUAUUAUUUCUGUUUGUUUCCUUUCAGAUGUGUGAUUUGUUUAUAAGUUAAAGCAUUAACUUGAUGUUCGGUCGUGUACUGUCGGUUCAAACCUUCACACACCGAGAUUUUAUUUCGUUUUUCCUGCUGAUUUAUUAAAGAUGAAAAUCCUUCACACAGAACUGAAGCAGAGAAUGAGCAUGUAUACUAGUCAUGCUGUCAAAUACACAGCUGAAUGUUAAGCAAAGGAUUAUGGGUUUGAAUGUCAUGAAAUCUGGCAAGAACAUGUCUGGGUCACAUGUCACACAUGGGGGGUGUCCUGCAAAAGUUUGUUAUCAUUUUAAUAUUUUAAUGAGGAUGUCCAACUGUAUUUUAUGAAUAUUACAUCAUACAAAAGCAAUUUAGCAUAUUAAUGCUAAAGAGGAGGAACAAUUUGCUGUUUUGUGACACAUAAAGUGACGGUUUGAAUGAGAGACUGAAUCAAGCACAAGUGUUAAUGAAGUACCCAAUUUAUUUUGUCACUUUUCUUGUGGUGUCUCUCAUUUUCACAAAACAGCAGCAGUAUUGUGAUCUCUACAUCGUAAAUAUUGUUUAAACCCUUACAACAGAACCAGUAUUAUUACAAGCAUUUUUUGUGUACAAAAGUUGUCCUAUAAAAUAAAAACUUGAGACUAAAUUCUAUUAUCUACAGGAUUGAGUACAGCACUAAAAGGGCAUAUUGCAUAACACUGAUUGUGACAUUAGUUGUAAAUCACUUUUCAUGCUACUAUGAGCAGUAGAUCUCAUUGUGGUUGAUUCACCAAAAAGAACUGAUACAUUUCUUACACAAGACACAAAAUAUUCCUGCAAAUAUGACAUUUUAGUGAACUUCUGUACACUUUCUUGGAAUAGGGAGGUGUCGACUGCAGCAUCUGAUUUGAUCAUAGUUAAAGAUGGAUGGAUUGAGAAAUGAUAUACUGUGAUGCGUUAAUGUUGUGUGAUUUUCUCCAUUUCAUCAUCUUAAUGACAAAAUCGCUUGCUGAGUUUACCAGAGAUUCUAGGUGUGGAUUUAUGUAUAAUCUGAAUAGAUCUGUAUAAAAAGUAGAGUGAAGUUAUUUUUAAAUUAAAGUAUGUGUACUG
This is a messenger RNA of Xyrauchen texanus (razorback sucker), 4039 nucleotides long. RefSeq names its product FYVE, RhoGEF and PH domain-containing protein 3-like. Gene Ontology annotation, cellular component: cytoplasm. The transcript has 20 exons. Gene Ontology annotation, molecular function: metal ion binding; guanyl-nucleotide exchange factor activity. Lineage: Eukaryota; Metazoa; Chordata; Actinopteri; Cypriniformes; Catostomidae. Gene Ontology annotation, biological process: cytoskeleton organization; filopodium assembly. Bases 513 to 2516 code for a protein of 667 amino acids. The record is from RefSeq and is a predicted model, not a curated record.